AAAAGUCCUAAGGUACACACGUGUUUGUUGUGAUUCUGCGAUAAUGUUUACUACACUGAUGUAUCGAACUGCAGCGGUCUCGAUGACCGUCUACAUAACCAAUCGAGUUGGAGUUUGGGGUAAGACAGAGGAGACGGACCACCUGCUCGAUCAGAUCACCAAUGGUCUUCAACCAGUAUUUGGACUUCUGCGACGAACGCUGAAGUUAGAUGAGAGCGAUCUGAGCGUGGGUGAGCUAUCCCGGAAAUACUACAAUGAAGGAGUGAAGGGCACUUUUCGUAUCAUUCGAAACAUACCCAACUAUUCGGAGGAAUUGGCCGACGGUGCCAAGGUCACCUGUCUGGAUUUGGUGGAAAAGGCCAAGGAAUUGCGUCACAAAGAAUAUUCAAAAUGGUGGAAUACUUCCACAAAUAAGGAGCAACUGAUUAUUGAUUCACCAGAUUCUGCAGCUGGCGAUGGAUCUUUCGAGGAUUUAGUCCCAUUUGAGAAACCAAAGACCGUAGAUAAUUUUGCGGGGGAAGAGGGAAAUGGAGCUCUUGAACAGAGGGUUUAAACAACUGUCUAUAAACAAGAAAAAUCAGCCUUACUCUCUACAAAAUCUUAUUGUUAAAUCUUUGAGUAAAGACCAUGUAUCAUGUUAGAAUCCCCAAUACUCUGCAAUAGGCCAAUAAAUAUUUUAGAUUGCCAAAG
Messenger RNA from Drosophila melanogaster (fruit fly), 690 nucleotides. RefSeq lists its product as uncharacterized. The record is from RefSeq and is marked reviewed. NCBI's taxonomy places the organism in Eukaryota, Metazoa, Arthropoda, Insecta, Diptera, Drosophilidae. Gene Ontology annotation, cellular component: MICOS complex; mitochondrial inner membrane. Bases 44 to 553 code for a protein of 169 amino acids. The transcript is spliced from 2 exons.